AUGAAGCCCUCUUUUGAUAUUCACGAAAAGGAGAGACAGCCGCACCCGGCAGAGAGGCGACGGCGGCGGCGGCUCACUCCGAGGGUGCGCGUCAUCGUCGUGUUCCUCGCCGCCGUCUAUGCCCUGUAUUGCUACUUCAUCUCCAAGCCGCUCCUUGCGCACCCGCUUCCCCAGCACACGGGUCCGUAUGCCGUCGGGGACAUCACCAUCCCCGCCGCCGUGGACGCUCCCCUGACCGAUCAGGCCAUCCCGACUUCGCAGGACGGAGGAGAGGGCGCGAGCGAGCGGGAGCGGGGGAGCCCGCCGGGCGGCGAGGAUGGUCGUCCCGGCCCCGACCCCGAGGGCGGUUUUCCCGUCAUCAUCUUCUCGCACGGCACCGUGUCCUCCCGGACGGAUUACUCACACUUCGCGGGCGAGCUGGCGGCGCGCGGCCACGUGGUCGUUAUGAUGGAGCACCGCGAAGGUUCGUGCCUGGGCAAGCCCGGCCAGGGAGGAGGGAGUGACAAGGGUUUUGUCGAGGACCUGAGGCAGGGCGGACGGGCCGAUUGGAGGCGGUAUUACUGGAAGAUUCACGUCUUGCCUGCGGGGAGCGUGGGCGAAAAGCAGUAA
This is a messenger RNA of Thermothelomyces thermophilus ATCC 42464, 609 nucleotides long. RefSeq lists its product as uncharacterized. The transcript has a single exon. The record is from RefSeq and is a predicted model, not a curated record. NCBI's taxonomy places the organism in Eukaryota, Fungi, Ascomycota, Sordariomycetes, Sordariales, Chaetomiaceae. Gene Ontology annotation, molecular function: 1-alkyl-2-acetylglycerophosphocholine esterase activity. The coding region runs from base 1 to 609 and encodes 202 amino acids.